Molecule: messenger RNA, 1184 nt
Organism: Loa loa (African eye worm)
Lineage: Eukaryota; Metazoa; Nematoda; Chromadorea; Rhabditida; Onchocercidae
Product: ubiquitin-conjugating enzyme E2 H, variant
Exons: 6
Coding region: 141-596 (151 amino acids)
Biological process (GO): ubiquitin-dependent protein catabolic process; protein polyubiquitination
Cellular component (GO): nucleus
Molecular function (GO): ubiquitin conjugating enzyme activity
Source: RefSeq, a predicted model, not a curated record
CUAUUUCUGAGCGGUGCCGUUGCAUUUGCGGUUUGAUAAUCAGCGAAACGAUUGGGCUGUAAGUCAUAAAUUGUCAUCGAAUCAUUUUUGAAUAGGAUUGUGUAGUGGUUGUAUCUUUAUUUGGACGUAAUAAAUCGAAAAUGUCAUCUCCAAGUGCUGGUAAACGACGAAUGGAUACAGAUGUGAUAAAGUUGAUCGAAAGUAAACAUGAAGUGACGAUCACAGGUGGGAUUAAUGAAUUUGCUGUGAAGUUUCAUGGUCCGAAGGGGACUGCUUAUGAAGGAGGGGUAUGGCGUGUUCGCGUUGAUCUGCCCGAAAAGUAUCCCUUCAAAUCACCAUCCAUUGGUUUCAUGAACCGCAUUUAUCAUCCGAAUAUUGAUGAAGCAUCCGGCACUGUUUGCCUUGAUGUAAUUAACCAAGCUUGGACUGCUCUAUACGAUCUCGCAAACAUUUUCGAAUCAUUCUUGCCCCAGCUGCUAACGUAUCCUAAUCCAACGGAUCCGUUGAACGGUGAUGCUGCUGCACUGUACCUACAUAAGCCUGAAGAAUUCAAGAAAAAGUGCCGAGGUUCGUGGUCACAAGUUAUCUUGACAUAAAUGUCAAGAUACCUCGGGAUGUGAAAUAUGAGAAUAUGUGCUUAAAUAUGCUAGUGAGGAAGCUCUGAGGAACUGUAUCAAUACAGAAGAGGUUAACAAGGAACCUCAGAGCUCGUCGAGUGGAGAUGAAUCGAGCUCCACCAUUUCUGAUUUUACGGAAGACGAAACGCAGGGAAUGGAACUGUAGUUCGUUGUUGUACAGCAACAUUUAUGAAUGAUGAAGAUAUCGUUUUUCCUGUACAUAUUAUAAUCACUCAAGGAAAUCAUAUACGAUUUGAUUAUAUUUUUGAAUGUUCAUGUUAUGCAUGAGUUUUCUCUAAUAUUCUUCACACCGUAAAGGUGAUAUAUCGAGUUAUAGUUAAUCCAGGAACCCUUUAUGGAUACCUCACUACUUUCUCCAACCCCUUUAAACCUGUUCCCCAUUUACCCAUAGUUUAUCAGUACUUUUGCAGACCCAUUGUGAUGCAUUUAUGAAGCAGUCCUUGCUAGGCAACUAUACUAUGUCACUAACUACUGUUGUAAAUAAUAUCCCUAUUCACCAACUGUAUGUCUAAGAUGUGGAAUGGUUUAGAUGAUCUUAAAUUUUUG